CUCUCAAAGCCACUCUUUCUCACCAAGAAGCAGAACUCUCAAAGCCACUGUUUCUCACCAAGAAGCAGAGAAGGGGUGGGAAAAUGGCUGGAAAUGAAUGGAUUAACGGGUACUUGGAAGCGAUAUUGGAUGCCGGAAGUAGCAGAAAUGGGCUGAGAGUUGUUGAAGAUGGUGAUGAGAAGAGCAACAGCAAGAAUAAUGGUAGUAGGAGGAGAAGAUUUGUUGAGGGGAAGGUGAGAAUUGGAAGGUUGGAAGAGAAGGAGAAGGAGAAGGAGGAGGUGUUUAAUCCCACCAAGUACUUUGUAGAAGAAGUUGUUAAUAGCUUUGAUGAAUCUGAUCUCCAUAGGACAUGGAUUAAGGUGAUAGCAACAAGGAACUCACGUGAUAGGAGCAACAGGCUUGAGAAUAUGUGCUGGCGCAUUUGGCAUCUUGCUCGCAAAAAGAAGCAGAUUGCAUGGGAUGAUGCACAGAGGCUUACAAAGCGGCGUCUUGAGCGGGAGCAAGGUCGCCAUGAUGCUGCUGAUGACCUUUCAGAGCUCUCUGAAGGGGAAAAGGAGAAAGGAGAUCCCAACCAAAUAGAACCUGUCAAGGAGCAAAUGACCAGAAUCAAUUCUGAUAUGCAUAUAUGGUCAGAUGAUGACAAGUCCAGACACUUAUAUAUUAUCUUAAUCAGUAUUCAUGGGUUAGUACGUGGAGAAAACAUGGAACUUGGAAGAGAUUCAGAUACAGGUGGUCAAGUGAAAUAUGUUGUAGAACUAGCGAGGGCUCUGGCAAAUACGAAGGGAGUGUAUCGGGUGGACCUCCUCACUAGACAAAUUACCUCAACAGAGGUUGACUCAAGCUAUGGUGAGCCCAUUGAGAUGUUGUCAUGCCCUUCAGAUGGUGGGGGCAGUUGUGGAGCAUAUAUUAUCCGGAUCCCGUGUGGUCCUCGUGAUAGGUACAUACCAAAAGAGUCACUAUGGCCAUACAUACCUGAAUUUGUGGAUGGGGCUCUAGGCCACAUUGUCAACAUGGCAAGAGCUUUGGGUGAACAAGUGGAUGCAGGGAAGCCGAUAUGGCCUUAUGUUAUUCAUGGUCACUAUGCUGAUGCUGGGGAGGUAGCAGCACACUUGUCCGGGGCCUUGAAUGUGCCAAUGGUGCUAACUGGACAUUCACUGGGUAGGAACAAAUUUGAGCAAUUACUCAAACAAGGGAGGCUAUCCAGGGAGGACAUAAAUUCAACUUACAAGAUAAUGAGGAGAAUUGAGGCUGAGGAGCUGGGGUUGGAUGCAGCUGAAAUGGUGGUGACUAGCACAAGGCAAGAGAUUGAAGAGCAAUGGGGACUGUAUGAUGGGUUUGAUCUCAAGUUGGAGAGGAAGCUUCGGGUUAGGAGACGUCGAGGAGUGAGUUGCUUUGGAAGGAACAUGCCUAGGAUGGUGGUUAUUCCACCGGGGAUGGACUUCAGCUAUGUUAAAAUCCAAGAUUCAGAAGGUGACAGUGACCUCAAGUCCUUAAUCGGCUCUGACAAAACUCAAAACAAAAGGCAUCUACCUCCAAUCUGGUCUGAGAUUAUGCGGUUUUUCACAAAUCCACACAAGCCCAUGAUACUUGCACUGUCCCGGCCAGAUCCUAAGAAAAAUGUCACCACUCUGCUCAAGGCUUUUGGAGAGUGUCGACAGCUCCGAGAGCUAGCCAACUUGACUUUGAUUCUAGGUAACAGAGAUGACAUAGAAGAAAUGUCAAACAGCAGCUCAGUUGUUCUUACAACAGCGCUCAAGUUCAUAGACAAGUAUGACUUGUAUGGUCAAGUGGCCUAUCCCAAGCAUCACAAACAGUCUGAAGUUCCUGAGAUAUAUAGGUUGGCUGCUAAAACCAAGGGAGUUUUUAUCAACCCUGCUCUUGUGGAGCCAUUUGGUCUCACACUUAUAGAGGCAGCUGCUUAUGGUUUACCUGUUGUUGCUACAAAAAACGGUGGGCCUGUGGAUAUUAUCAAGGCACUCAACAAUGGCCUCCUUGUUGACCCACAUGACCAGAAAGGCAUAGCAGAUGCCCUUCUAAAGCUCCUUGCUGAUAAGAACUUAUGGUUAGAGUGCCGUAAAAAUGGGCUAAAGAACAUCCACCGGUUUUCAUGGCCGGAACACUGUCGUAACUACUUGUCCCAUGUUGAGCAUUGCCGGAACCGGCACCCCAACACCCAUCUUGGGAUCAUACCUAGUAUUGAAGAACCCAUGAGCGACUCCCUAAGGGAUUUAGAAGACCUUUCUCUAAAGUUUUCUGUUGAUGGAGACUUCAAGCUUAAUGGAGAGCUUGAUGCAGCAACUAGACAGAAAGAACUCAUUGAAGCUCUAACCCGCAUGGCUUCCUCUAAUGGAAAUUCUAGUGUUAGCUAUCAUUCAGGAAGAAGGCAAGGGCUAUUUGUAAUAGCAGCAGAUUGUUAUGAUAGCAAUGGAGAUUGCACUGAGAGAUUACCAGCAAUUAUAAAAAAUGUGAUGAAAUCUACAAGCUCUGGUUUAAACCUAAUAGGAUUUGUAUUGUUGACUGGUUUGAGUUUACAGGAGAUAUUAGAGAAGUUAAGGUGUUGCCAAGUGAACUUAGAAGAAAUUGAUGCAUUGGUUUGCAAUAGUGGGAGUGAAAUUUACUAUCCAUGGAGGGAUUUGAUAGCUGAUUUGGAGUAUGAAGCCCACGUGGAGUAUCGGUGGCCUGGUGAGAAUGUUAGAUCAGUAGUGACGAGGCUUGCUCAGGGAGAAGGGGGGGCUGAGGAUGACAUUGUGGAGUAUGCAGGUGUGUGUAGUACUAGGUGCUACUCUUAUGGAGUGAAACCAGGAGCUAAGACUCGGAGAAUUGAUGACUUGCACCAAAGGAUGCGGAUGAGAGGCUUCCGUUGCAACCUUGUCUAUACGCAUGCUACAUCAAGGUUGAAUGUGGUACCCUUAUUUGCAUCAAGGGCCCAAGCACUAAGGUAUCUUUCAGUUAGAUGGGGAAUUGACCUUUCUAAAAUGGUGGUGUUUGUUGGGGAAAAAGGGGAUACAGAUUAUGAAGACCUGCUUGUUGGCCUGCACAAGACCAUCAUUCUCAGAGGUUUAGUGGAGUAUGGCAGUGAGAAGCUUCUUCGCAAUGAAGAGAGUUUCAAAAGGGAGGACAUGAUCCCACAAGAUAGUCCUAACAUUGCCUUUGUGGAGGAGGGUUAUGAGGCUCUUAAUAUCUCAGCAGCUCUACUGACUCUCGGGAUCAAGUGAUCUGUUUUCCCCUUUAUACUAUAUUUUUUCCUUUUUCAUGUUUUGAUGCAUGUAGAUUUCAUAUAUAUUGUAAAAGCCUAAAUCUGAAUACCUGAUAUAAGAAGAAUAUAUAUAUAUAUCUAAACUUGUGUAUAAAA
Vitis vinifera (wine grape) is the source of this 3352-nucleotide messenger RNA. RefSeq names its product sucrose-phosphate synthase 1. The record is from RefSeq and is marked provisional. NCBI's taxonomy places the organism in Eukaryota, Viridiplantae, Streptophyta, Magnoliopsida, Vitales, Vitaceae. Gene Ontology annotation, molecular function: sucrose-phosphate synthase activity; sucrose synthase activity. Gene Ontology annotation, biological process: sucrose metabolic process.